Rasamsonia emersonii CBS 393.64 is the source of this 1581-nucleotide messenger RNA. RefSeq lists its product as uncharacterized. The coding region runs from base 1 to 1581 and encodes 526 amino acids. The transcript has 7 exons. Lineage: Eukaryota; Fungi; Ascomycota; Eurotiomycetes; Eurotiales; Trichocomaceae. The record is from RefSeq and is a predicted model, not a curated record.
AUGUGGAACCUCCUAUUCACUCCUAUUCUACUAUUAAGCUCCAUCAACCUCGCCUCCUCAACCAAGGUGACCCUCCCGAAUUGGAAUUUCAAGUACGAUUCUCAGGGGAACGUGUUGGAUGCUCAUGGAAAAUACUAUUUCUACGGCACAGCAUACAACUGCGGUUUCCGAUGGAGGACCGAUAGAGGCAUCCAGCAAACUACACCUCCCCCUUUUGCGGCUUCAAAGCCUACUCCUCGACCGACCUCAAUACCUGGUCCGACGAGGGCUACCUCUUCGAUGCCUCGACGCACGAGUGGCAGAGCCGCUGCGCCGUCGACGGCGCCUGUUCCGGCCCAAAGUCCUGCAGAACCCGCGCACGAAAGAGUACGUCCUGUGGAUCAACACCGGUGCGUCCAGGUACGGCUAUGCGGUGUUCACGUCGGACAAGCCUGCUGGCCCCUUUGUCGAAAGAAUAGUCCCGUCAUGGCGAGGGAGAGGGGAGGGGGCGAUUUUGGGAAUGGCGAUUUUGGGAUUGUCAUUGGGCCGGAUGGGAAGGGAUAUAUCGCCUACGACAACGCCCCUGCUAUCCCCAAGCACAGCAUCUUCCAGAACCCCAACCUGACGUACGGCAUCGUGCAGGAGCUGAGUGAAGACUACACCGACGUGACGGACAACUACGUGAUUACGGACUUGGCGAACAUCGAGGCGUGGGACAUGAUCUAUCGGGAUGGAUGGUGGUAUCUUAUCCGAAUUGAUAAUUAUAUCUGCCAGUUCGGCCACAUCUGCGGCUACUGCACCGGAACAGACACCUCGUACAUCAAGAGCAGAGACCCCAUGGGCCUAUGGCUGGCCAAGGACCGGGUGUACUUCACCAACACCUCCUGUGGCGGACAGCACAACAUGGUCGCCCAGCUGCCCUCCGGCAACAGCAACAGCAGCGAUCCCUACGUCUGGCUGUACGGCUCUGACAUCUGGACGGCCGACGUCAACGAAGGCAAGGCCGGCAGCCACUGGGAGCCGCUGACCUUUCUACCGGACGGGAGUAUCAGUCCGCUGGACUGCACCGCGCCCGAGUAUGUGAUCGAUGUCCCAGUGACAGAGUCCCAGGUGAUCGAUGUCGUGGCCAAUGCGACCGUGUCCAGCGCGCCGGGGAAUUACACCUGGGAAUGCGGGUUUGGCAUUCACGACCGCAGCAUCCUCUAUCAGUUCUUCCAGGCGCCCAAGUCGGGCAACGUUACGGAGAUUGGUGUCAAUAUUGCGCAGCAGAGUAACAACGCCCCAGUCACCAUCUCCCUCGUCCACGUCUACAACAUCAGCGAACUGUUCUCUCCAACAGGAGGAGUGGAACCCCUAUGGAGCAAGACCUAUCCCGUCGACACAAUCGGCUGGUCCUUUCCCAUGGGCGAAUGGUACGCCCUCGAACUCGCCGCCACCGCCGUCUCAAUUCCGUACUGCUACCUCCAGCGAGAGACGGACUACGACACGAGCAACAUCUUCGUGCCCCCGAAGAGCUUCUUGGCCGAGAUUCGCCUGGGCAAGUAUCCGCUUUAUCCUCUGAUGGAUAAGGAGUUGAGGUAUUAUGUUCAGAUUGCGGAUUAA